AAGCGGCAGUUCCGCCUUGUUCAUUGGCAGAAUCCGAAAAGUCCCUUCCCGACCUGCCCCCACGUGACUGCCCCUCCCUUCCAAUCCCGGAAGGCUGCAAGUGGGGAAAACGCCGGCUUGGAGCUCCAGUUUCCCGCACAAUGGCUACACGGAAGGUCGGGGGAUCGAGGGGUCGGCGCCCAGGGACCAUGGUGCCUGGGGAGGCGAUUGAGACAGACUCGGGGGCAUCGUCGUCAGAAGAAGAGGAGCUAUACCUGGGCUCAGCUCCGCUCUGCCGGGGUCGCCCCACCGGGCUGCGCGUGGCCGGGGAGGCAGCCGAGACAGACUCAGAGGAUGAGGAGGAGCCUGCGACCCUAGUGGCCCACGCAGAUCUUCCCCCACUCGUGGUGCUCCGGGGCCCAGAGUGGGCAGCAGAGGAGACUCCCGCAGCCCCUGCGCUCUCAUCACGGGCCUCCCUGCUGCAGCACCGGCUGGCUGAGAGCCAGGCCCGCCUGGGCCACGACGUGAGCUCCGCCGUGCGUGGGGUGUACCGGCGGGCCAGCCGCGAUGUGGCCGGCCUGGCCACUCGCCUGGCCGCUGCGCAGGCUGUGGGCAUGGCGGCAGCACACAGCAUCCGCUUGGCCCGAAGUGACCUAUGCACCCUGGCUGAGCGCCUGGACAUCGUGGCUGGCUGCCGCCUGCUGCCUGACAUUAGAGCUCCCGUCGAGCCGGGCCCCAGCCCUCGGGCCUAGGUUCUGGCCAAAGGGCGCUGGGGAUUCGGGCUUUGAGGGCGGGGAGCCGGGAGCCGCAUCACCAGGGUUCAAUAAAGUGUGUUUGCGCAAA
Monodelphis domestica (gray short-tailed opossum) is the source of this 822-nucleotide messenger RNA. RefSeq names its product biogenesis of lysosomal organelles complex 1 subunit 3 (gene BLOC1S3). NCBI's taxonomy places the organism in Eukaryota, Metazoa, Chordata, Mammalia, Didelphimorphia, Didelphidae. The record is from RefSeq and is a predicted model, not a curated record. Gene Ontology annotation, cellular component: BLOC-1 complex.